AUGAAUAAGAUAGUGAGAGAGAGAGAGAGCACUGCACCCCCUGAAGAAGAGAGGUUGCCUGACUUACCCUCCUACAAUCUCUACAAAGCGAUUUUCUCGUGGAGUUUCUACUUUAAAGUGUCUCUUUAUAAAGAUUAUUUGAGACCAUUUUUGGAGGAAGGGCCCCAGGAUUUUGUAGCCGGGACUUUUAUAAAGAACAUUGCGAUAAUUUGGUCUGUGAAGAUUGGAACCGACCGAUCCGGAAUGGAAGGCCCGUGGCAAAGGGCCAAUAGGCGCGUGCGAGUACCCUUGGAUGAAAUCCUAGGGCAUGACCAGAAUGGCCCAGACGGGUCAUCCCUUGACCUAAGGCGUGCAGCCCAUCCCCAACCCCUUUAGUGGUCAAAACAGGCGGAAACAUGGCCUGACCCUCAUAUAUCAAAUCCAGAAAUUUUUUGCCAGCUUGCAACGAACGCGCGACGAUCGAACCCUUUCGACCUCUUCAAAUCUUACAAAGGGUCGAUGGUGCUUCUUCAAAU
Messenger RNA from Belonocnema kinseyi, 515 nucleotides. RefSeq lists its product as uncharacterized. Bases 1 to 375 code for a protein of 124 amino acids. The transcript has 3 exons. NCBI's taxonomy places the organism in Eukaryota, Metazoa, Arthropoda, Insecta, Hymenoptera, Cynipidae. The record is from RefSeq and is a predicted model, not a curated record.